Molecule: messenger RNA, 3358 nt
Organism: Lagenorhynchus albirostris (white-beaked dolphin)
Lineage: Eukaryota; Metazoa; Chordata; Mammalia; Artiodactyla; Delphinidae
Product: NXPE family member 4-like
Exons: 7
Coding region: 1400-3031 (543 amino acids)
Source: RefSeq, a predicted model, not a curated record
AAGAGAUAUGGGAACAUAUGUAUAUGUAUAGCUGAUUCACUUUGUUAUAAAGCAGAAACUAACACCCCACUGUGAAGCAGUUAUACUCCAAUAAAGAUGUAAAAAAAAAGCUCACUGGAUGACCUGGACAAAUCAUUUAAACUCUCCUCUGUGCUCUCAGUUCCUCAAGUCAAGCAUUUCUAUUAAACUAACCCCAGGUUAACAUUAAAUAUCAAGAUUGAUAUGACUAAAGCAAAAUUAAAAUCCACAUGGAUUUUAAUGUGUCUCAGAGUAGGCUGUGAACUUGUGUCUCAGAGUAGGCUGUGAACUUGGGUGGUUGCUGGCACUGGUCUCCUACGGAGCCGCCAAACCAGACCUACUGCAAAUAUUUAUCUAUUAUUAGAGACUCCCUAGGGAAGAAGUGAGCAACUUCGACCAGUUGUAUAAGGUUAAACAGCUUUUCCAACAGUCAUUAUGUAAAGACAUAAGAAAGUAUUGUUAAGGCCAGUUCCAUGGAGCAUGAUGAAGGAUGUUGGGAGCAUUAUCAAAAUCCUAAAGAUCCUUGUGAAAUAGGUCUUGAUUUCUUGCUUAUACAUAUGACUGAAAGGAUUGGUGUAGAUGUUUAAAGAUGUUUAACUUCCUGUGUGGGGCAGCACUAAUGAAACUGUGGAAGGAUCCACAGUGUAAUCAGCUACUGCGUCCUAUGAGCGCUGGUGCAUUUGUCCUGGGCACAUGCUUUUUCUGGCAUCAUUUCUAUCGGUUCAAGAAUACAAAUCCCAGAUGGAUUCAAACCCAUGACUGUAAGCGGUCACUCUCAGAGGCAGUCACAGAAGUGCCUCUCAGAGUGAAUCAAUAUCAUUGUCUUGCCUACAUUGUAUUUGAGGUUCUUUCUUAAUUCAGCAAAUUUUACCAGGUACCUACUCUGUACUAGAUAAUACGCACCAGAAUCUGGCAACUGGGUCUUGACGAUGAGGCUCAGGUGGAGAUUAAAUGGUUCAGCUUUUCACAGAUGACAAUUCAUUCAAACUUCCAGAUUCAUUCACAUUUUCUUGUCAGGUAUUUAUUGCACACUUACUAAAAUUAAUAAAGUCUAAGAACAUUAAAAUUAUCUAAUUUAACCACACUGAGAAUUUCAUUUCUCCUCCCCACCUCUGCAUGAACUGAGAACUGCAGCUGUGAUCCAGGAACCUCCUUAAGGUGGGGCUGGCAAGCCUGAUACUCACCUUACCUGAAACAAGCAGAGUAUUCUGGAUCUAAGCUCAAAGUACGCAGACUGCAAUUUACACCUGUGAUAUGUCUUGGCACAGAGGAGAGGUACACCCGUAAUACACCGGUGGCUUCAGAACAAAGCCUUACCACCCAGCUCACCAUAGUUCCUGUGUAUGGAAUUAAGCAGUCUUUAAACUAAAGGAUCCCAAUCAUGACAAUGAGAAUAACAAAUCAUAAGUCACUGUUGGUGUUGUUGUUUAUAUUAGCCUCCUGGAUCACUUUUACAGUUUUCCAAAACUCCACAAAGUUAUGGACUGUACUCAAGUUGCCCAUCUCCCUCCAUCACAGGAAUUUCAUCAUGAAAUCAUGUCCUGCAGCACCACUGGAUCCAGCAGUUUCACCAACAGAGACUGAGCUGAGAAUAAAGGGGAUCAAGGAGAAACUAGACCAGCUGAUCCCACCCAGACCCUUCACCAACGUGAGCUCCACCACCAGCGCCACACACAGCAAAGCCACCCUCCUCAGCCCUCGAGACACAUACUGCAGGGGGGAUCAGCUAGACGUCCUGCUGGAGGUGAGGGACCACUUGGGACGCAGGAAGGAAUAUGGCGGGGAUUUCCUGAGGGCCAGGAUGUCCUCCCCAGCCCUGAAGGCAGGCGCUUCGGGAAAGGUGACAGACUUCAACAAUGGCACCUACCUUGUCAGCUUCACCCUGUUCUGGGAGGGCCGGGUGUCUCUGUCUGUCCUGCUCAUCCUCCCCAGUGAAGGGGUGUCGGCUCUCUGGAGGGCAAGGAACCAAGGCUAUGACAGGGUGAUCUUCACAGGCCAGUUUGCCAAUGGCACCUCCCAUGUCAAUACUGAUUGCGCCCUGGUUUUAAAUUCAAGUGCUGAACUGUGUGAGUACCUGGAUAGUCGAGACCAAGAAGCCUUCUACUGCGUGAAGCCUCCACAUAUACCCUGUGCUGCACUCACCCACAUGCAUUCCAAAAACAAGGCCGUGUCUUAUCUUAGCAAACAAGAAAGAAGCCUCUUUGAAAGGUCAAAUGUGGGUAUAGAGAUGAUGAAAAAGUUUGGCGCCAUUACUGUCUCCAAAUGCAACAAAAAGACAGCUCCAAUGAAAAAGAAAUGCAAGUUUGGAAUGGCAUCCACAAUCCCCAGUGGAUAUGUCUGGAAAGACACAUGGAAUCCUGUCUCCUGUAGUUUGGCUCCAAUCGAAAUGAAAGAAUGCCUGAGAGGAAAAUUCAUACAUCUAAUGGGAGAUUCCACGAUCCGCCAGUGGAUUGAAUACUUCAAAAGCAGUAUCAAGACCCUGAAGUCAGUGGAUCUGCAUGAAUCUGGAAAAUUUCAAAAACAAUUUGCUGUGGACUUGGACAAGAAUAUCAAAAUCCAGUGGCAAAAGCAUAGUUACCCCUUGGUUGUAUCACUGGCCUAUUCAGUCAAAGAGAUUGAGUACAUCGCUCGGGUUAUUGACAGAACUGGAGGAGGAAAAAGUACUAUCAUUGUUAUCUCUCUGGGCCAGCACUUCAGACCCUUUCCCAUUAAUGUUUUUCUCCGAAGGGCCCUCAGUAUCCAUGAUGCAGUUCAGCGCCUUCUUCUGAAAAGCCCAGACACUGUGGUUAUCAUCAAGGCAGAAAACAUCAGGGAGAUGCACACUGAUGUGGAGAGAUUUAGUGACUUUCAUGGUUACAUCCAAUAUCUUGCCAUAAAGGACAUUUUUCAGGAUCUCAAUGUGAGCAUUAUUGAUGCCUGGGAUAUAACAAUUGCAUAUGGCACAAAUAAUGUCCACCCGCUCCAAUCUGUAGUCAGAAAUCAGAUUAAUAUAUUGUUAAACUUUAUUUGCUAGAUAAAACAUAUCACUUUAAUUUAUCCACUUAAUUAAAGACAUCUAUUAAGUGUUUGCUAUCAUGCCAGAUGCUGUUGGCUCUGAACUCUCAAUUAACAAGAGAAAAUCUGCACUAUGGCUGAUUUAUUAACCAGCAACUCAACCAAAUCAGUUAUUUCUAAUUUGGGCUUCCACUUACAAAUAAACACAAAAAUACUUAUGAAAAGGAGCUACACUUCUUGAUCAGAGUCAUGCCACUUUUCACAAGCAGGAAGUCAAGACACCUAAUGGUUAAAAGUUCUCUGUGAUGCAUGGAAAUUCAGAGCAAUAAAGUCAUUAUAAAAUAAA